GUGAUGCCAGUAGGACCAGGACAGACCGGCCCGGGCUGCGCCGUCACUCUCCACCGCCACCUCCAACGCCGCGUUGACCACUACCUCAACCAGAGCUGCUGAUGUAUUUAAAACCACUUUCUGCCCUCAUUAGGGCACGGGCGGACUUGAAACGGCUACCCUUAAACCGGAGACCGCGGUCCACCCUCACCUCCGCCACCUCCGCGUCGGAGCGGGACGAGCCCGUCGGAAGCGGCGCGUCGCGUCCCGGCCGCGGCGGGAGAGGAAGGACGGACACACCCGCAGCCGCAGCGGCUACUCAUGGCAUCUCCGUGGACUUUGACCACCCCCGGGAGGCGUACAAGAGCAAAGACUCGUUAGAGCUGCUCAGAAGUUUGGUGGUUUUCAAACUUUGCUCCUAUGACUUCCUGGUUGAGAAGAACAAGGAGAUAAUGGACCUAGGUAAGAAGAUCUUGGGGCAGAGAGCAUUCGACCAGCUCAUGAAGAUGACAUUUUAUGGCCAAUUUGUGGCUGGCGAGGACCACAAAUCCAUCGGGCCACUCAUACAGAAGAACCAGGCCUUCGGCGUCGGCUCUGUCCUGGACUACAGCGUGGAGGAAGACAUCAGCCAGGAGGAAGCAGAGCAGAAACAGAUGGACUCGCGUGGAUCCGCCGCGGGGACACAGAGCAUAGGCGACGAGGACCACGGAGAGACACAAAAAUACAAAGCGCGCACAAAACAGUUCAGCGAGCGUCGGGGGGGAGUCAGCGCAGCACGCCCGUAUUUCUACGCCGAUGAGGCCAAAUGUGACCGGCACAUGGAGACUUUUAUCAAGUGCAUCAAAGCAUCUGGUGGGAAUUCAAUGGAUGGUUUUUCUGCCAUUAAAAUGACAGCACUGGGACGGCCUCAGUUUCUGCUCCAGUUCUCAGAGGCUCUGGUGAAAUGGCGGCGAUUUUUCACGUUCCUGGCGACGCGACAGGGGAAGGACGGCGAGGAGGCCUUAGAGCAGAGGCUGGAGCUGACGCAAAUGCAGGACUUUUUGACCGAACUCGGGGCGAAAGGUGACUUCUCCGCCUGGUUUACUGAAAGGAAAGAGGCGUCUACAGGGUGCAUUGACAUGUUGGACUGGAACAGCCUCAUAGACGAGAGAACGAAGACAUCGGAUCUGCUCGUUGUCCCAAAUGUGGAGCUCGGUGAGCUGGAGCCGCUGCUGGAGAAGUUCACCGUGGAGGAGGAGAAACAAAUGGAGAGAAUGCUACAGCGCAUGGACGUGCUGGCGCAGCACGCCCUGGAGAACGGCGUCCGGCUGAUGGUGGACGCGGAGCAGACCUACUUCCAGCCCGCUAUCAGCAGACUGACGCUGGAGAUGCAGAGGAUCCACAACAGAGAAAAACCUGUCAUUUUCAACACGUACCAGUGUUACCUAAAGGAAGCUUAUGAUAAUGUGACUAUGGACGUGGAACUGUCUCGACGUGAGGGUUGGCAUUUCGCUGCCAAGCUUGUGCGAGGGGCCUACAUGUAUCAGGAACGAGAGAGGGCCAACGAGUUUGGGUAUGAGGACCCCAUUAACCCGGACUAUGAGGCAACCAACAGGAUGUACCACAGGUGCUUGGAUUAUGUUCUGGAUGAGAUCGCGCUGAACAGAAACGCCAACGUGAUGGUGGCUUCGCAUAACGAGGACACGGUGAAACACACCCUGAAGAGAAUGAAUGAGCUCGGUCUCCGACCCACAGAGAACAAGGUCUACUUCGGUCAGCUGCUGGGCAUGUGCGAUCAAAUCAGCUUCCCACUGGGCCAGGCCGGCUUCCCUGUCUAUAAGUACGUCCCCUACGGGCCGGUGGACGAGGUGAUGCCCUACCUGUCACGGCGGGCCCAGGAGAACCGAGGCUUCAUGAAGGGCGCCCAGAAGGAGAGGGAGCUGCUGUGGAAGGAGCUGAGACGCAGAGCGGCCUCCGGGGAGCUCCUCUACCGGCCAGUGUACUGAAAAAACACAGGAAGAAGAAGAGACGGGAGGAGAGGGUGUUUUCAUUUUAUUUCUUAGCUGCCCUUGUUGACAGCUCUCCCGUCCUGGAGUUUUCCUGAUGACAGACUGCUUCUGCAUGUCACUUUUGUGUGUGUGUCUGUGUGUGUGUUUGUUUUUUGGCUUCCCACUGUUUUUUUUUCCUCUAUCCUGUUCCACGCUGAUGGUUACCGGCGUUCACAACGACCGUCUCCCUGUCUCCUUCCACACCCGUCUCUGCAUCCAGAAGCAUUCCUCAUCUCGUCUUCCCUGUGUCCAUAGCAUCCAUCAAAGAGAGGGCGUCUUUACUGCUCUUAAAGGACUCUCUAAAACUGGACUGGGCCAGGCAUCUUUUAUUUUUAUUUUAUGACUCUGUUUAUCUUGUAGAGGAGGGGAAAAAAAGGGUUUAUUUAAAAGGUAGCAAAGGCGACGUAUUGUAUGUUUAUGUGCGAGGCUGCGUUGCCACUUUCGAAAACAAUGCAAAGUGUAAAUUUCACGUCGCAGCCGAUCACUCUCCUUGUAAAGAGCGCGAGGGCAUUUGUUUGCGCGCGUGUUUACUCGGGGCGGCUAUAUUCUAGGUCAGUGAAGUGAAAACGCGGUGUUCAGUACUCAGGGAGCGAAUCUCUUUUUAAUAGAGCAGCCUGCGAGCCUGGCAGGUUGUUUUUACUUUGGUGAUACAUAAUUUGCGCGGGUGUAAUAAGGUAGAGGGGGUUGUAUGUGUGAUGGAUUAAUCUUUGUUUGGGAUGGAUUAAUCCAUUAUUGUGUUUUUUUUCCUGUGUUUGUUCAGACCUGUAAAACUGUUGAAUAAAAUGGUAGAUAUAGUAAAAUCA
Molecule: messenger RNA, 2809 nt
Organism: Mugil cephalus (flathead mullet)
Lineage: Eukaryota; Metazoa; Chordata; Actinopteri; Mugiliformes; Mugilidae
Gene: prodhb
Product: proline dehydrogenase (oxidase) 1b
Exons: 14
Coding region: 102-1964 (620 amino acids)
Cellular component (GO): mitochondrion
Molecular function (GO): proline dehydrogenase activity; FAD binding
Source: RefSeq, a predicted model, not a curated record